Molecule: messenger RNA, 1652 nt
Organism: Lotus japonicus
Lineage: Eukaryota; Viridiplantae; Streptophyta; Magnoliopsida; Fabales; Fabaceae
Product: U-box domain-containing protein 8
Exons: 2
Coding region: 208-1335 (375 amino acids)
Biological process (GO): protein ubiquitination
Cellular component (GO): cytoplasm; nucleus
Molecular function (GO): protein binding; ubiquitin-protein transferase activity
Source: RefSeq, a predicted model, not a curated record
UGUCACUUGGUGGAAAUUACAUCAUUCAACCGAGGGCACUAUGAUCACAAAACUCCAACCCCCUGAUGAAGCUAAAAACAAUCAAUGGCGGAACAAAACAAACCACAGCCUCCAUUUUAGCUUCUCAGAAAACCCAAAAACCUCGUAAACCCUAACACUCACCUUAACCAAAAUCGAAGCUUCUUCGUUUUGUUCUAGGGUUUGGUAAUGGCUUCUCAUCUUCCUGAUUACUUCAAAUGUCCAAUUUCUCUUGAAAUAAUGUCGGACCCUGUGAUCCUCUGUUCCGGUCACACGUUCGACCGCGCCUCCAUCAAACGGUGGUUAGACGCCGGCCACCGUACAUGUCCAAUUACCAAACUACCCUUACCGGAAACCCCUUUACUCAUCCCUAACCACGCUUUACGAAGCUUGAUAUCUAACUACACUCUCCUCUCUCCUCUUCACCCCCAAAUUUCACACCCCGAAACCCUAAUUUCCACUCUCUCUUCUCCCUCUUCCCCCGCCGAUUCCAAACUCGACUCGCUCCGCCAACUCGCUAGGUUUUCUAAACGCGACGCCGCUCUCCGCCGCCGGCUUGCCGACUCCGGCGCGGUGUCCGCAGUUCUCUCCGUUCUCGAUGACUGUGCGUCAGGUACUGGCAGCGCUGCCGUGCAGGAGAAGGCGCUCUCGCUGCUUCUCAGCAUCAGCCUUGACGACGACAGUAAGGUUGGGCUUGUUGCGGAGGGUGCCGUGGCGCGUGUUGUUGACGUUCUGCUCCGAGGUGAUUCGUCUGAUUGUCGCGCGGUGGCGGCUACGGUGGUGACGAGCCUUGCGGUUGUGGAGGUGAAUAAGGCGACGAUCGGGGCGUUUCCCGGGGCAAUUGGAGGUUUAGUGGCGAUUCUCCGUGAUGGGAAGGGGAGGGAGAGGAAGGAGGCUGCUACGGCGCUGUUUGCGCUGUGUUCUUUUCCGGGUAACCGGAGGAGGGCGGUGGAUUGUGGCGCGGUGCCGGUUCUGCUGUUGAGUGUGGAUUCUGGGCUUGAAAGGGGUGUGGAGGUUAUUGGUGUUUUGGCGAAGUGUAAAGAAGGGAGGGAGCAAAUGGAAAGUUAUCGGAGGUGUGUGCAGAUUCUGGUUAGUGUGGUGAGGAAUGGAAGCUCGAGAGGGAUUCAGUAUGCGUUGUUAGCACUCGCUUCGCUUUGCUUUAACAGCCAGCAAAUGCUUCUGAUGGCACUGGAACUAGAGGCUUUGGAACUUUCUGUUGGGUUGGUGGACGAUGAUAAUGAGAAGGUGAGGAGGAAUGCCUCCAAUUUGGUUCGGGUUCUGCGCGGUGGCGGCAACCAGCUUCGGGGGAGUUCAUGAUGGGAAUUGGAAAGAGUCAGAAGAUGUGUUUUUUCUCUCCUCUGUGGAGUGGAAGUUUUGAUUUUGACCAAAGAAAUCUGUAAGUGACAACUUGCUUGGACACGGGUUUAUUAAAGCUUAUCUACUAGAAAAUGCACUAAAUAAGUUCGAAUAAGUGCUCUUUGGUUUGCAUCCAAACGAGUAGAUAUUGAGAAUGCCAGCAUUAUACGGGUAUAUUGGUCGAAUAACUUGCAUCGUUCCUUGGAUCUGGGCAUGAAGGGUUGUACGCUUGCACUUGUUCUAGAUGUACUUCAAACUAGUGUUUCUUUUUAGAUGGU